AUGACGAGGGAAUCAACGCGAUGGGAAGUCGGAGUGAUGUUAGAGGACAUCGAUUUGGCUCUGAUCGAUGUUAACUUGGUAGGGGAUCGAGGAUCGGAUGCCCAACCGUCGACUGGAGGCGGCCCUCGACGUCGGGCGGAGCUGCCCGAGACCAUCAGGACUUUCCUUGAUCGGCCUGAUGAGGUUGCUAGAGACGACGUUAGAACGAUCAUCAAUAAUUUUGAGAAGACCCAACUGGUAGAGCUCCUUGCCCAUGCUUCCACUAUAAGCAAGGAAGUGCGGGAUGCCUUGAGAGCAGUGGUAGGGAGUAAUGCGACCUUCAGGAGGCUACUGGUUAGGAAUAUAAGUUUUCAAAGCUCGAGUGAUACUGUUAAGAAUGCCCUGGGUAAAUUUGGUGUGAUUGAAGAGGGUACGGUCGUGUACGAUCGUCACACUGGGAGGAGUAAAGGGUUUGCAUUUGUUACAUUUGAACGCGUUGAAAGUGCAUGCGAGGCAGUUAGCUGCUCUAACCAAGGAAAGAUUUAUCUGGAUGGUCGACAAUUGAUUCUCAAGUUUGCUGCUGAUAAGAUAGACCACGAUCAACAAAUGGGGGUCGUUCAAGCCACUCCCAGUGGUGCUGAGAGGGAUAAGUCUGUCGAGAUGUCGACGUCCUCUGUGGGAGGUGGUGGUGGUGGUCAGACGACAGGUGGAGUAGCGUCAUCCUCUGACUCUGCGAAUAGGGGAGGAACUUAUUCCAAUCAAAGCAUGCGUAAAUUAUUCGUAUACAAUCUUGCACCGUAUACUACGUCUGAGACUUUAAGAGAAGUAUUUGGAAAGUAUGGUCCAAUGGAUGAGUGCAUUGUAGUUUAUGACUCUGCUGGAAAGAGCAAACGAUAUGCGUUUGUAACGUAUAGUAAUGUAGAAGAUGCUUGGGCUUGUUUGGAGGAACCGCAUAAAACGGUCGAUGGUCGAAUGACAUUCACUCAUCUAGCUUCUGAGGGGAGUGGAGAGUAUGGGAAUCGGCGAUCUCGCAGCAACUUCGCUGGGACCAAUCGGGGGCCGCCCCUACGGGGUCACUCUCCGAUUGGCAGGAGCGCUGGGAUCCCUCGGAGCGGUUCUUUAGGAGCAGGAGCAGGAGGAGCAGGCGAAAGAACUCCAGGCGGCGGAAAGGGAUUGAAGAAGGGAUACGCAUCAGGCCCGUCACCGCAGGCCGCGGUCCAGAUGGGCUCUAUGCGGGGAACUCAACAACAAGAAGAACAACAAGGGUUGCCUAUGACUGAAUUGCCCACAACAAGUGAUCGAUCGCCGUUGGGCCGUCAAGUACGCCAACAGAUGGAGAGUGGGAUCCCUAAACACUCACAGCAAACUCCUUUUAUCGGAGGUCCACUGCAACAAGCAGCAGCGUGGUCCCCCGGGCCAGUUGGCAGUGUAGUAGCGUUAUCUGGUCUCAGGUAUGAGGAGCCCCCUGCACUCGUUGUCAUCAUAUGCGGUAUCAAGAGGGAACAUCUGCUAUGGACAUUCACGGCAGCGGUAGUGGAACCCAAUGUUAUCAAAUUGGGGGUGACCAAGCAAUGGUGGAGAGAGGCGAAUAAACCGGUGAUAGAUGAUCUCGAGGAUGACACCAAGGAGAGGAAUAUCAUUACAAAGCCACUGCGAGCUGGGACUAUGCUGUACGGCAAGAAAUGCACACGACUUGAUCAUCAUGGCAAUGGUGUCGUGCCGGUCUAUUCUCGUGUUUGUAAGCAUCUAUAUACUCCUACCCAUCCUCGAGUCCUACCAGGGGAUACAGUCGAUCUUAGUAUCGAGCGGAAGGUCGACUUCUGGGAUCGUAGGACGUCUCCAAGAUACGCCCUCACUAUACAAUCGGGAGUUAAGACUAGCGACCUGCGAGUUACGGAUAUUCCAUGUGAACAUUUCGUGGAGGGUUGCAGUGGAUGCAAGAUACUUCCUCUGCAAUAUAAUGAACAAGUGAAAAGGAAAAUCCGUUUCUUCAGCAAACUGUGCCCAAGCCAACCUCUCGAGUUCCACAAGAGCACACCCGAGUUGGGAUUUAGUACCCUCAGCGUAGACAUCAUAUUCAACGAAGCCAAGACGACGUCUGGCUCGACCGUGCCAAUGGUGCAAUUCGGGACAUUGAGGUUCGACACAGGACAGAACAUGGCACUAGCUGAGUGUGCCUUAUUAACACCAUUGACGUCAAGGGUUCGUCAUGUUGCUAUGCUUGUUAUCAAGGAAGCUGUAGAGGGCACUCGUGGCCUCAGACGGGACUCUAGGCUCACCGUCUAUAGUGCGAGGAACGGCUCUGGUCUGACUCAACUCAAGGCAUUGGGUAGACGAAUCAAGGACGCCUGUGGUAAGGCAGUGACCGGAGUGGUGAGGAUCGAGAGCUAUCAAUAUGCUAGGGUUGAAGAGGAGGAAGAGGAGGUCUCGUCUCGUGUAUACGUCGGGGAUGUCCCACUCGUGGGUGAUGGAUCAUUACCAAUGUCAAUAGAAGGUUUCGAUAAUCCGUAUAUGCUGCAGACGAGCGGCUACUACCCGUCUCACAGCAGCCUCGCUGGUAUACUUCUCAAUACUAUUGUAAACAUGUGUGAGACUGACGAUCGCAUUGUGGAUUUAUAUGCAUCACGUACUCACGGCCUCUUCACCGGGCUCCUAGUUGCUGUCGGCAAUCCUACUAUUACAUGCGUGUUGGAUUCUAGAAUGGUCGAAGGCAAUCACACAAUAGCGUCUUCUUUCAAUGACGAGGAUGCCCAUUUCCUGGAAGUGUCAAAUCUAAGCACCCCUGAGGGUUUGAUCGACCUCGACAUAGAAGGACCGGUAGGCACUCUCCUGUUAACGCCACCUCCAGAGGAGGGAGUGUCAUCGUGUGUGCGGGAAUGGAUCGAUGAGGUUGCGCCCCAGAGGAUAGUGUAUCAUAAUACGUCCUUCCAAAGUGCUACCGAUGAUAUCAGGAACUUGGCCAAGAGCAAGCGUGAUGGUGUUUCGUACAGAGUUAUCGAAUUGAAGGGCUUCGAUACAAACCCUCAUACAAUGGAGUGCUCGAUAGUGUUGCUUAUGCAGAGGGAGGUCGAUGAGGCGGAGGCCAAGGCCGCGGAGGAGAGGCGAAAGAGGAGCUCUGAUAGCAGUAGGGAUUACCUCGGCAUCGAUGAGGAUGAGGAGGAGAUACACUGGAACAGUGAUGACGAUCUUGAUGUGGAUAAGCUGGUCGCUCAGUAUAGUGGCGGUGUACAGGGAGGUAAGGAUGGUAUAUACGAUCACACUGAGGAAGAGGAGGAGCAGGAGGAAGCACAUAAGGAAGAGGAAUGGAAGCUGCCAGUACAAGAUAUUGACCAACCUCCCGCGAUUACAGACGAGCAGGCUUCUCCAACGAUACCUGUGAACCCUCCUCUGCCUGGAUUCGAGGAGGACAACGAGGGGACUAGUGUACAGAAGCGAAGGAAGCGAGCUGAGGCCGUGGAGGGUGAUCCGAGUGUGCACAGGAGGAAUAAGAAUAAACGAUGGAAACACUAAC
Messenger RNA from Perkinsus marinus ATCC 50983, 3490 nucleotides. RefSeq lists its product as hypothetical. The transcript is spliced from 26 exons. Lineage: Eukaryota; Perkinsozoa; Perkinsida; Perkinsidae. Gene Ontology annotation, molecular function: RNA binding. The coding region runs from base 1 to 3489 and encodes 1162 amino acids. The record is from RefSeq and is a predicted model, not a curated record.